GGGCGGGGCUGUAUUGUCCUUCUGUGGUGGAGCUUAAUCAAAAUGGCUUCCAGCUGGUCCUCAGUGGGGAUCGGGAGACUUGAGGCCUAGACGUGAGACACUGGCCGGGCAAACCAGGCUGACGAGACAAGAAAGGGGGAGCCUAAAUCAAAGCCCCAGCAUGAGGUUCUCGAAAAAAACCUUAUUCAGUGGCCCAGAUGCACCUUUCCCCACGGUUGGAGGAACAUCACACUUCUUCUGGGUCAGCCUCUCAUCCUUCUAAUUUUAAAGCUUCAGCCUCAGCCCAGUUCCCACCAGGCUCUUACCUCAGUGAAGUAUUUUCAUCCUGCUGGUAACUCUACAGUUUGACUAGCUGACGGAAAAUAUUCAUUCUACAAACUCCUAACUCAUGGCCUGGCUCCCAACUUCCAAGAGGAAACAGUCCAUCAGAGAGAGCUACCUGAUACCAAGUUUCCAAUGCAGUCGUUCAUUUCCCCCUUCCCUCGGGAUAAAAAACUGAAACUCUGUCCAGUCUCUGGGCUAGGCUGCAUUUGCUGGGCUUCCAGCUUGUCCUCCAUGCGGAAGAGGAGCCUUAAAGUCUUCCGUGUAAGACAGGCCAAAGAAGACAGAUGGAUCAGGGAAGACAGGAGAAGCCCAAGUUCAAGUCAGCUCUCCUCAGGCUACUGCAAUAGCCUUCUAAUUGGUGUUUUUGUGUUAAGUUGUACCAAAUGUGGAUAAUAUCUGCACUCUUCAAGCUACUCUUUGUGGUUGCUGACUCUCACCCUGAGCCCAGCUGUCUCGAUUUCACGGGUGUUUCAUCUGCAUCCAUUUCGUCUGCGUGCCUCUUAAGCGUUUUGGGGUGGUGGCGUCCGCCUUCGUACACAAGCCCGACAGACCGACACGGCUCGCGGAAGGCAUCCCUAGCUCUGAGGACCUCUCAGAGAAGCGGUUGCCUCGACGCUAACCUACAAACCAACAAGAGGCGUGGAAAGCCAGAGUUAAUUCCAGGAGUGAAUUCCAAGAAGAAGCAAAUGUGUUUUGACUGGGGACCAGGAGAGAUGCUGGUGUGUGAAACCUCCUUCAACAAAAAAGAAAAGUCAGAGAUGGUGCCAGGCUGCCCCUUUAUCUAUAUUAUCCGGAAGGAUGUAGAUGUAUACUCUCAGAUCUUGAGAAAACUCUUCAAUGAAUCCCAUGGAAUCUUUGUGGGCCUCCAGAGAAUUGAAGAACUGAUUGGAAAAUCCAGAAAAGCUCAAUUGGUUCGAGUGAGUAAAAACUACAGAUCAGUCAUAAGAGCAUGUAUGGAAGAAAUGCACCAGGUUGCCAUUGCUGCUAAAGAUCCAGCCAGCAGUCACCAAUUCAGCAGCCAGGUCUCCAUUUUGUCAGCAAUGGAGCUCAUUUGGAACCUCUGUGAGAUUCUUUUUAUUGAAGUAGCCCCAGCUGGCCCUCUCCUCCUUCACCUCCUUGACUGGGUCCGACUGCAUGUGUGUGAGGUGGACAGUUUGUCGGCAGAUGUUCUGGGCAGUGAGAAUCCAAGCAGACACGAGAGCUUCUGGAACUUGGUGACCAUCUUGGUGCUGCAGGGCCGGCUGGACGAGGCCCGGCAGAUGCUCUCCAAGGAAGCUGAUGCCAGCCCCACCUCUGCUGGCAUGUGCCGGGUCCUGGGGGACCUGAUGAGGACCAUGCCUGUUCUCAGUCCUGGUAGCACUCAGACAUUAACAGAGCUGGAGCUGAAGUGGCAGCACUGGCAUGAAGAAUGCGAGCGGCACCUCCAGGAUGGCACAUUCGCCUCCAGUCCUCACCUGGAGUCUCUCUGCAAGAUCAUGCUGGGAGAUAAAGCUGCCUUGUUGCAACAGAAGGAUCUUCUGAGUAACUGGUAUCAUUUCCUAGUGACCCGGCUUCUGUACUCUCACCCCACAGUAAAACCCAUCGAUCUGCACUUCUAUGCCCAGUCCAGCCUUGACCUGUUUCUGGGAGGUGAGAGCAGCCCAGAACCACUGGAUAACAUUUUGAUGGCGGCCUUCGAGUUUGACAUCCACCAAGUAAUCAAGGAGUGCAGCAUUGCCCUAAGCAACUGGUGGUUUGUGGCCCACCUGACAGACCUGCUGGAUCACUGCCAACUCCUCCAGUCUCAUAAUCUCUACUUUGGAUCUAACAUGAGAGAGUUCCUCUUGCUGGAAUACGCCUCAGGGCUGUUUGCUCAUCACAGCCUGUGGCAGCUGGGGGUGGAUUACUUUGACUACUGCCCUGAGUUGGGCCGAGUUUACCUGGAGCUGCACAUUGAGCGGAUCCCUCUGAGCACUGAACGGAAAGCCCUCAAGGUGUUGCGGAUUUGUGAGCAGCGGCAGAUGACUGAGCAAGUUCGGAGCAUUUGUAAGAUCUUAGCCAUGAAAGCUGUCCGCAACAAUCGCCUGGGCUCUGCCCUCUCCUGGAGCAUUCGAGCCAAAGAUGCAGCCUUUGCCACACUGGUGUCAGACAGGUUCCUCAGGGAUUACUGUGAGCGAGGCUGCUUUUCUGAUUUGGAUCUCAUCGACAACCUGGGGCCAGCCAUGAUGCUCAGUGAUCGACUGACCUUCCUGGGAAAGUACCGGGAGUUUCACCGAUUAUAUGGGGAGAAGCGUUUUGGUGAUGCAGCUUCUCUUCUCCUGUUAUUGAUGACAUCCAAGAUUGCCCCACAGUCAUUCUGGAUGACAUUGCUCACAGAUGCCCUGCCCCUUUUGGAACAGAAACAGGUGUUUUUUUCAGCAGAGCAAACAUAUGAGCUGAUGAAAUGUCUGGAGGACUUGACCUCAGGAAGGCCAGUGUGUGGAGAGCCUGAUGCCCAGCGACUGCAGGAUGAUGACAUAGAAACCACCAGGGUGGACAUGCUGAGACUUGCUCUUGCACGAAAUCUUGCUCGGGCAAUUAUAAAAGAAGGCUCUUUGAAAGGUUCCUGAGGUCAGCUGAGACCUGCUCCAGCAUGGUAUCUGUAUGGCGAUGUAUAUUAAGUUUGAAAAGAAUAAAUGUUUUCUUUUGCAAAAAUA
Messenger RNA from Manis pentadactyla (Chinese pangolin), 2999 nucleotides. RefSeq names its product nucleoporin 85 (gene NUP85). Gene Ontology annotation, biological process: positive regulation of DNA-templated transcription; mRNA export from nucleus; protein import into nucleus. The transcript is spliced from 22 exons. NCBI's taxonomy places the organism in Eukaryota, Metazoa, Chordata, Mammalia, Pholidota, Manidae. The record is from RefSeq and is a predicted model, not a curated record. Gene Ontology annotation, cellular component: nuclear pore outer ring. Gene Ontology annotation, molecular function: structural constituent of nuclear pore. Bases 708 to 2912 code for a protein of 734 amino acids.